Molecule: messenger RNA, 944 nt
Organism: Rhizophagus irregularis DAOM 181602=DAOM 197198
Lineage: Eukaryota; Fungi; Glomeromycota; Glomeromycetes; Glomerales; Glomeraceae
Source: RefSeq, a predicted model, not a curated record
GUAAUAUAGCGACCAGUAUAUGUUGGUAAUGUAUCGUUUGGUAUAUAAAAAUUUAUAUUUUGAAUACAUUCUCCAUCAACUCUCUCAUGUUCAAUAUAUUUCUUCUUUUUGUUGUUAUCUUUUGAUUUUAUAAAAUUAAUAUUUUUACGUGGUAUAAUCAUUUUACUAGAAAUUUCUUUAAUAUGCCUUGAUUCGCUAUUUUUUGUUCUGAAAUCUUUUGAUGUUCUUAACAUAAUUUCAAUUCUCUCCAAAUUUACUCCAGGCUCUAAUAUUCUAAUCCGAAUUGGAAUCGAAAUAUACACUCCAAUAUUAAUAUUCUUAUUUGGUGGUAACACCAUCGUAUAAUUCAAUACUGUAGGCAUGUUAGUGUUGGUAAUAACACUAUUCCUAUUAGCAGUUUUCUCUCCGUGCAUAAUAUAUGGAGGAUUAUUAUCAUUAUUCAAAAUUAAAGUAUAUUUAAGUGGAAUUUUGAUUUCACUAAUAUGUUGCUGUUGUAAUAUCGUAGAUAAUAAUGCUCCACCGGUAGCCGAAAUUCCAUUUCCACUCCCAAUACCAUUUGAUGUAUUUAUUAUGGCUUUAAGUGUAUAUUCUACAUUACCAAUGUCUGUUUCAAAAUUAUUCGGUAAAUUAUAUGGUAAUUUCACUUUAAAUGGUAUCCUUAUUAUAGGAUCACUUUCGUUAAUUCCAUUAAUUCCAUUAAUUCCAUUUGGUGAUAAUAAAUCAAUCAAUCUAGAUCCAUUGUUAUUCGAUCUUGUUGACUCCCAAAUUUUAUAUUUAACGUCACAUAAAAUUUGCUCUUCUCCAUAAACUCUUUUACUCCUGGGUCCAUCCUUAACCAUCCAUUUAACUUUCUCUCUUCCUUUAAACUUUAAAUAAAUAUUAUUAAUCUUUAUUGAAGAAGAAAAGGAAAGAAAAUUUAAAUUUAAUAAUCCUAUUAAAUAACU